GUGUAUAUGUGUGUAUGUAUACACAUAUGUACUGUAUAUUUAUAUAUAUAUCAAUUUAAAAUUUCAUAAGCUGUCUGUGUUUCGGUUUUCUUUCUUUUGUUUUUACUGAAGAUCAGGAACCUUCAACUGACAAUCACAGGAAGCGAGCACAAACUGGUUUACACUAGCUAAUAAAAAAUGAUAUUGGAUACUCACGGCAGGACGAACUGCAUACAAGACUACCAAAUAUCAAGAAACCUUAACUUAAACUAAGAAAAGUUGUUUUUCUAAAGCGGAGUUAAGGUGAACUGCCUCAGGCUCAACUUUAAAUUAUUCGGAGAACUCGUUACAAAGAACGCCUAUGCAUGAACCAGAUGAAUCUGUUGAACCCAAUGAAUCUAUGUAUACAAGUGGUGGAGCUACUAUCCUUGCUGUUGCUCUAUUCUGGACAAUAAUUACUUUGACAUCAUGGAUAAUAAAGAAUUUAUUAAUUCGGUUAUUUGAGAAUUCAAAAUCUCAAGCAUCACAAGAGUCUACGCAUAAUAUGAUCGAUUUACAUUCUAUACCAAGACUGCUGGUGACAUUUCCUUCAAUAUCAUCAAAUUUUAUCUUGGAAAAGUUUCGUUCAACACCCCAACUGUUGCUGGUCUUAAUGGAUGCUGUAGCCACAGUGGAACAAUGUGCUUGUAGUCUAGAAUGUUGGCCUAUUCGAGAAGCCUUCGGUUAUUGGGGUCUUUUGACAGCUAUCGGCUUAAAUGGUAUACGUACCUGUUUAUUUGUAACUCGUGAUGCUUAUGGAAGCCCGUGUAAUCCAUGGUACAGAUAUCUCAUCGGUCAAAUACAACCUCUUUGGAUGGUAAUAUCAUGGACUGCACAACUAUUCUCCGCGUCUAUAGCUCUAGAAAUUUGUAAAUAUUGGUGGUCAUGGCGACUAACAGUGCAUCAUUCUGAUCGGUAUGAUAUAGCUGUCGACAUGUUAAAUCCUCAGAAUCUGCCGAAUUAUCAAUCGGAUUUAAAUGUCGCAGUAUGGAUUGGAUUUAUUUGUGAAGCUUUUGGUACUUUUAUUGAAUUCUACCUGGCUAUUCUGUUUUUAUGUGCUUUGGAGAAUUGGAAUUCACAGUGUACUAGGACAGCUAUACAGACAACGUCUUCAUCAGUCACCAAUUCUGCUGAUAUGCCAACUGAUUCGCAGACUUCGCCCAGUUGUGAUUUAUCACGUAAACAAUUUCUGGCUUCAUUUAUUUUGAGGUUUUUGAUAAAUAUAACAUUGGUAGCCUAUGGUCUUACAUGGACAGGAAUGUAUUUAAAUCCAGCCAAUGCAUUUAUUCAAUCCUGGGGACUUGGUACAGUAUCACCAAUUCAUCAUAUUAUUGUCUAUUGGUUAGGACCAAUGUUUGGUGUUUGGUUAUGCGUUACAAUUGAAAAAUGGACUUAUGAAUAUACGCCUAAAAUUAUUGCAUCAAUAAGUGCUCAGCAUCACAGCCCGGAAGUUAACAAUCAUGGUAACCAUGGUAACGGCAAAUGUCAAUCUGAUUAAAACAAACACACAAACGAACACACAAAUACACAAGAAAUGUGAAUAAAUAAAAGAAAAGCAGUUGUGGAAAUGCUGUGGAUGGAAAUAACAGUGAUUGUAUUGUUUAGAAAUUGUACAAUAUUCAGAGAGAAGGAUUCAGAUUAUCUAUUUUGCUUAUGUAGACUUUAUCGAUUUCAAAAAUUAUUAUUAUCAUUGUGCCUUAACAUUCAGUGCUCUUAGCCAAUGCUGUCCUUAUUAUUUAAAUUUUUUUAUUAUUGAUUACUGUACUACUCAAUUGUACAAAGAAAAAGCCAACUGGUGAUGAAAAUCAUCUAAUUAGAAACAUUAUUUUUUCGACAAUUGAUUUAUUUUUACUC
Trichobilharzia szidati is the source of this 1872-nucleotide messenger RNA. The record is from the annotation of a GenBank genome assembly. Lineage: Eukaryota; Metazoa; Platyhelminthes; Trematoda; Strigeidida; Schistosomatidae.